GCAGUUUCUGUUGACACCGGAAGUGCCUCCACGAGCUUCCUGCUAUCUUCACCGGGACGCCCCCGUGUUUAAUGUUUCCAUGGGAACCGAACGCUUCCUGUUUGUGUAUGUGACGUUUCGGUUGUAAUUCUCACCGGAAGUCAUCUUAACUAACCUCAACCAACCUGAAUUUAACUAAUCUUAACUCAUCUUAACUAACUGAACUCACCGGAACCGUUAACGAUGUUUCUGAGUCAGAGAAGAACCGGGACCCCGGAGGUGACCGGACCGACUCCUCACACUGUGGCCGUGAGAGCAAAGCUGCCUCAGUGGCGUCGUGCAGACGAGCUGAUGAUGGACAGACGGAGGCAGGACGCCGCCCGAGACCAGCUCCUGAAGUUCAACAGGAAGCAGCAGAAUUGUGACAUCAAGAGCUCGUGGCUGAAGAGCUCAGAGCGUCAGUUCCUGAGCGGAACCGUCAACAGAGAAGUCCAAGCUGCUGUGAAACUGUAUGAGACCGACAUCGAACACCGGAGACACAGGCUCCAGGUUGUGUUGGCGGAGGAGGAGCAGCAGCUCCUGCAGGAGCUGGAGGAGACGAAGGAGACGUUGGAGGAGAGACAAGAGAAGAUGAGAGUGAGAGCUCAAACACUGAGGGAGAGGAGAGAGAGAGAGAGACAGCAGCUGGUGUCUGACAAACUGGAUCAGCAGUUCAGGGAGCAGUGCCAGGAGGUGCGGAGCAUUCACAGCAGACAGAGGGAGCAGCAGGUGAGGGAGGAGCAGACGGCUCUGGUGAGGAGUCGACAGCAGCAGCUGCAGCAGCAGCAGGAGGAGGACGAGCUGUUCCACGAGCUGUGGGAGGCCGAUCGACGAGCUAAAGAGGAGCAGGAGCAGCAGCGGGCGGAGAUGCAGCGGCAGAGGAACAUGGAGCAGCUGAACGGCCUCGACACUCAGGUGGAGGAGGCCGAGCUGAAGAGACGGACAGAGAAGGAGCAGAGAGAGGAGGAGGCUCGACUCAUGAGGCGCGAGGCGGAGGAGCAGGUCCUGCAGGGUCAGCAGCAGCAGCGUCAGAAGCUUCAGACUAGGCUGAGCAGACGACACGAGCUGGAUCAGGACUUCAGGAUGAAGAUGAAGCAUCGAGCUCGAGAUCAACAGGACGAGCUGCAGCUGGAUAUGAACAUACUGCAGCUGCUGCUCCAACAGGAAACAGACGAGAAACAGAAAGCUGCUCGGAGGAAGGUGGAGCUGUGUGAGGAACAGCAUCGGUACCGUGAGUAUCUGUCUGAGGAGCUGCAGCGACAGAGGAGGGAGGACGAUGAGACGGAACAGCUGAUCAAUGAGAAAAUGGAGGAGAACUGGAACAGAAAAGAAGAACAGAACCGUCUCCAGCAAGAGAACCGCAGGUGCAUAAUUAACGAAGUGGUGGAGGCUCAACGUCUGCAGAUCCAACGAAACAUUGACCUGAAGGAGCAGAAACGUGCUGGUGAUUGCAGAGAGAGAGACGAGUUGAACAGAAUGAUGGAGGAGAUGAAGGUGAAGGACGAGGAGGAGAGAAGAAGUGACAGACGGAGGUGUGAGGAGUAUGAGUUGGGGCUCAGGCGUCAGCUGAAUGAUCGUCAGCAGCUUCAGUCUGAACUCAGAGCUCAGAGUCAGAAAGAGGAGGAGCAGAGUGCGACGCUGCGGCAGAUCUACAACAACAGGAAACUCCAGGUCCUGGCUACGCCCAUCUCACACACCGCCGUCACACACCCAUUCAGGGGAGCAGGGACGUCCGGUCCGCCCCCACAGACCAUCAUCAAUCUGACCAGGAGUCAGAUCUGCUUCCAAAGUGACCGGAGACUUCAGUCACCUUCGACAUGAUGAUCAGUCUUUUUUAAUUACUGUUGGGGGGGGGGUGUUGCUGCCUGAACAAAGACCUUUAGACGUCGGCCUAAAGGAA
Hippoglossus stenolepis (Pacific halibut) is the source of this 1918-nucleotide messenger RNA. RefSeq names its product cilia and flagella associated protein 53 (gene cfap53). The record is from RefSeq and is a predicted model, not a curated record. The transcript has 8 exons. The coding region runs from base 223 to 1839 and encodes 538 amino acids. NCBI's taxonomy places the organism in Eukaryota, Metazoa, Chordata, Actinopteri, Pleuronectiformes, Pleuronectidae.